AUAAACGUCCCCAUAGAAAUAGGCCACGCCCCUAGUAAACCCCUAGAUUAUGGCGUUCUUCUGGGAGCUGGUCAUUUUCAGGCCAGUUCCUUACUAUUGAAAGUGUUGCGACUAGCUGCUGUCAUUGCUGUAGAAUUAAGAUUGUCUAAAAGCUCCAAAACUGCCCUUUUUGUGCAAAUCAAAGUGAAGGAAGAAGAUCUGUGACUGAUAUUCUGAAAGAAGCACACUUGUGCUGAAGAAGUGAUCAAGUGUAUAGUUCCUCAAGGUGAUUCUUGUAACUCCUGUAACUCUUGUGUAGUACUGUGCAGUCUCAAAUGCCGUCUCUUUUUGCAACCUUAACCGUGGUUGAAGAGUUUCAUCUGUUUGUUCUCCGGAAACAAUUCCAUAAAAAAGUCAAGAAAGCCUGCAAGAAAGUUUAUAAAAAACUCAAGAGUGCUAUUCAUAAACCUGACAAACGUCGCAUUCACUGCGAAAAGACUCCUACGUUCUGCUCUGUAGCUGUGCAGACCUCGUUUGAGCCUCUGAUUCAGUCUCUCUCCCACGGAGGCGAGUUGGACAUGUCCUAUCACCUCAACUCCAAUCAGAACAACAAUCGUGGCUUCUCAAGGCCACUGAGACCCAGUCAAGGUUCUUCUACUGGCCACACAAAGCCACCACGAGGCAACCUACUCCCUGACAAACAUGGCGUCAAUCUUCCUUCCUCCAAGAAAUCGACAAGUUCAGUCAGCACGAGCACUAACCACUCAUCUGUCCCCAGGAGACAAUACCCGUCUGAACCCCAGAGACAUCAGGGCUAUUCUAGCGGAGGUACCAAGAAUUCAGUCUCAACUGGAACCACCACCACUCUUCCAAAGAUUGGAGCACAGCCCCAGUCCACCCCUAAAACCAUAAGGCGUUCUAGCUCAUUCUCUGGCAGCUCCAAGAGCCACACCUCCUCCAGUGUGUCGUACAUGUACACUCCCAAGCCCCCCUCCAACCCACCACCCCCAAUAUCCCCUGCUAGACAAAGGAGACAUGAGAAGAAAACUACGACCAAAAUGUCAAAUACCAAGAUGACGCCCCGAACCAACCUUCACAGAUCUACAUCUUUGUCUUCAAUCACAACUUCAAUGUCGAAUAACUAUAUUGGUGAUGCUGGAGAUUAUCUACAAAGCGAGAACUCAUGGAGCGGUAAUCCAGUUCCUGAGUUCCUGAAAGUCACUGUCCCGGUAGCUACCAAGGCAGAGGAGACUCCAGUCACUAGCACACUGGUCCCGUAUGAAGGAAGACAUGUCAAGCCUGUUGCUGACACAGCUAGCCCAAAACGUGAGGUCCCCAAGAUUGUGCCGUAUGAAGGAAGACAUGUCAAGCCUGUUGCUGACACAGCUAGCCCAAGACGAGAGGUCCCCAAGAUGGUGUCGUAUGAAGGAAGACAUGUCAAGCUUGUUACUGACAUAGCUAGCCCAAGACGAGAGGUCCCCAAGAAUUCUGUGGACAAACCUGGCAGCCCGAUCAGAGUGUUCACGAAAUUUCUACACUCUCUUAAAAAACGUGUCAAGUCCAAGCACACCCAGAUCACCCCCCCAGGCCUGGAGGGAGCUCUGAUGACUGGUGGAAUCGUGGGACUAACGAACCUGGGCAACACUUGCUUCAUGAACUCUGCUCUGCAGUGCCUCAGCCACACACUGGAAAUGACACAGGAAUUCCUUCGCACAGACUGUCACACCGAAAGAAAAAGCGUUGGGAAAGCCUAUGCACGCCUAAUGCAAGAUAUGUGGUUUAAAGCAUCCCCCCUCCGCUCUCGAGCAGCGAAUCCACACGAGGUCAAGACUACACUGGCCCGGGUUCACUCAACGUUUGCUGGCUACAGUCAACAAGACUCCCAAGAGCUACUGAGAUUACUGCUCUCUGAGUUGCACGAGGAGAUGAAGGCCAACAGCAAGCAAGACAAGUCAAACAAACUAGUGCCCAUCACUGCACCGAGUGGUGAUGUUGGUGAUGAGAAGUGGUGGUCAUAUUUUCAACAUGAGAACACACCCAUUUCCCGUGUGUUCAUGGGUCAACUGAGGAGCACCCUCAUCUGCGAUACCUGCAAGGAGGCCUCUACAACCUUUGACCCUUUCUGGGAUCUUGCACUACCCAUACCUAAGAGUGCCCAUGGAUCAAUGUCGGGCCUAUCCUACAUAAUAACAAAGUACCAGAGUGGCUUGUCCCUGGUGGACUGUAUCAGCCACUUCACCAAGGAGGAGAUAUUGGAUGGGAGCAACAAAGCAUACUGCACCAAAUGUAGGUCUCUGAGACGAACUUGCAAGCAAAUGAAAAUCAAUCGAUUUCCUCCCGUCCUUGUGAUGUAUCUCCAAAGAUUCUCAGUCCAGUCAUACCGCACCAAACUGGAUACACAUGUGGAUAUUCCCACUGAGCUGGACCUCACCAGCUAUGCAAGCAAAGAGUCUGUGGAGGGCAUGUACUCAGGCCAGAGGAUACAGUAUGAGCUGUAUGCCAUCUCCAACCACAUAGGCGGUGUUACCUUUGGACACUACACGGCCCUGGUCAAGCACUAUGCCACAGAUCAGUGGUAUCUCUGCAAUGACUCUAGUGUCCAGAGGGUCACCAAUAUUGACAGGUACCUCAAGAACAGUGCACCUUACAUGAUGUUCUACAGACGAACUCUAUCAACUGCUGAGUAGCUGAGGGCCACUGUAACAGGACACUUAUGCCAAUCAUUAACUCAAUCAUCCACUUAAUUUGUCUAUAACGAUAUUUUUGUGUUUUUUAUCCCAACUGCAUGCCCACUUGUAUAACAAUGUUUUUACCAGUACGUUAAUUGUGAUAUGUACAGCCUAUUAAUAUUAACAACACAACAAACA
Molecule: messenger RNA, 2846 nt
Organism: Halichondria panicea
Lineage: Eukaryota; Metazoa; Porifera; Demospongiae; Suberitida; Halichondriidae
Product: ubiquitin carboxyl-terminal hydrolase 44-like
Exons: 11
Coding region: 315-2666 (783 amino acids)
Biological process (GO): protein deubiquitination
Cellular component (GO): cytoplasm
Molecular function (GO): cysteine-type deubiquitinase activity
Source: RefSeq, a predicted model, not a curated record